Molecule: messenger RNA, 2141 nt
Organism: Chelmon rostratus (copperband butterflyfish)
Lineage: Eukaryota; Metazoa; Chordata; Actinopteri; Chaetodontiformes; Chaetodontidae
Exons: 3
Coding region: 140-877 (245 amino acids)
Source: RefSeq, a predicted model, not a curated record
AAGAUUUUCACUUUCACUUGCUGUAUUUAGCUUCAUUCUAAAGAGGUAGGUAGCAACAGGCUUCAGUGCUAAUUAAAACUCAACUUAUGCAAUUAUUAGGCCUUUAAAGAGACUCAUCUCUCCUAACACCUCCUAAAAAAUGGCUGGCCUCUGCUGGAUGGCUGUGAUGCUGGUCAUCGUCCUGUCUACUGAAAACAGUUUGGCUGCUGUGAACCAGAACAGGCUUGCAAAUAUUGUAAAUGGCAUCUUGAGAGAGUACAGAAUAAACAGCAUGUUCAGUCUGGCUGUCAGAGUCCCAGACGACCAGAGCCGGGAAAUUAAUGAUAUCCUUAAGCAAGUCUUUCAAAGCGAUCCUGUUGAAGAUGUGAGGAAUACACUCAACAGAGAUGAGGUGUACAUCGGCAGCAGGGUGGUUGCAGCCAGGGUUCUGAAACGGACCGAAGGAGCUGAUCAUGCAGAGUCACGAGUUGUUGGCUACUUGGACCACUUGCUCAAAAGGCGUAAUAAGAAUGAUCAUGAUUUGUUGCUUUUCUAUGUUUAUGCCUCCCCAUGUGUUGAAAAAUGUACAAAUAACAAACAUCCUGAGAACAUCCUCCAAAAGAUAAAUCACAUUCAGAAAUGGGAUAGUUAUGCUUUUGUGUUUUCUAAAAUAUUCAAGCCCCGCUUUGGUACGCCCAAUACUGAGGAAGAACUGAGUGGAGCCCUUCAGCGACUCGGAUCUAAAAUUGGUCUAGGCAACAUAUUCCGUUGUGACGGACAAGAUGGUAAGACGCAGUGCAUCAGCUGCUCCAGUAAUAAUCAAGUUACACAUGCUUGUGUUUCAGAUAGGUCAGGGUGGCAGUGGAAGAGGAGGGGGCUUGUGCAGAGGUUGUGGUGACAGCAGAAAAGGAGGGGGCACGGGCAGAAGUCAGGGUCACAGAAACAAAAGAGGCAAUAUGAUGCCGAUGGCGUUUCCCCUUCAAAAUACGGUCUUGAUGAUGGUUAUGGAGAUGUUAGUUGUACUACUGGCAAAGGUUUCUCCUCCUCAGAGUGGUCUUCAUAAUGGUAAUGACAAUGAUAAUUCCAAUACAGGUGAAAAGGACUCCCCAUCACAAAUGGGUCCUGAUUAUAGUAGAGGACGAAAAGGCAGAGCGGGGAAAUACAGAGAAAUGAGAAGAUGAAGAUGAAGGGGACAAAGCUGAGGAGGUGCCUGACGUAGAGAAGCUAGCAGGGGCAGAACGUAGUAACGGUCGGGAAGAGACACAGACUCUUCCACAAUGUAAAAUAACUAAAUAAAUACGUGUUGACAAUGUAAAAAAACCCGGAAAACUUUUUCCAUCUUAAAACUUUUGUUUUUCCUUUCUCAACUUUCUCUGUUAGAUUUAAGUUUGUGGACAAAGGUAGGCCUGCUUCAGUGUCAGUGUAACUCACACUGUACUAAAGCCUUUAUAUUCACUUUAUCCCUCUUUCAUUUUUAUAUGAAGGAAUUUAAAUGUUUUUGUAGAUUUGUAGAUAGAUGCUCAUUGUUCUUUUCCUGUAAUUAAACCUUCGAGUAAUUGUUGACCUCUGAUCCCCAGUCUUUUGAUCAGUCUAAGAAUGUUUUUCCAGAUAACUUGCAGUACAUGAUUCUAUAAUUAAUAAAUGAAUAAUGAAUGUAUAAAUUAAUUCAUUACUCACUACCGGUAAAAUCAUAGGUUUCUGUCUGUACAAGUGGUUCUAAUUAUGCCACCAUUAUUAAUUGUGGCUGUAGUGUCAGAUGAAUUCCAGUAAACAUGAAACAGCUUUCCACUUAUUUGUAUUUCUCACAUGAGAUGGACAAAUUAAUGUGUGCUGCAGCGUCACUCUAACUUUCUUGCUCCCACUUCACUGAUAACACCUUUAUUUUCUGGCAUAGACUAAAAUUCAAAAGAUGAAAUUUAUUAUAAGUGGCAAAAAAUAUACAACUUUUCCCACCCACGUGACAGAAGUGAAAUGUUGCAAAGCAAAGUGAUGAUUAAAAUGUAUAAACUCACUGUUACUGUGUGUGCUCAUGCACUACUGGUCCUAUGUGGUAUUUCUAGUCUGUCUUCAGGUGUCCCUGGUCCAGCCUAAUGGGUCCAGUUUGUAUGCUGUAAAGGGGCAGUAAGGUCAAAUGAUUUGGGUCACAUCUAAUUAAAAAUGAA